Molecule: messenger RNA, 615 nt
Organism: Rotaria sp. Silwood2
Lineage: Eukaryota; Metazoa; Rotifera; Eurotatoria; Philodinida; Philodinidae
Source: the annotation of a GenBank genome assembly
AUGGUUAAUAAAAAUGAUGGACAACGUUAUUAUUCGAAUGUUGAAUCAUUAAUUUUAAUUAAUCGUUUAUCAAAUGAUAUUGAUCGAUCGUCUAAAAUUAUUGAUGAUUUAUGUCAUACAAUCGAUUUAACAAAAAUAAAAUCAUUAAAAUUUGAUAACUUUGAUCAUAUACAAUCAUCAUCUAUUAUUAAUAUCAUGAAUUUUAUACCUAAUUUAUUAGAAUUGAAAAUAAAUUUCAAAAUCUAUUUACAACAUCAAAAUUUAAUAUCAAGAAUAUCCACAAUUCAAACAUUAAUACUUUAUUUUUAUUUGAAUUUAGUUACUGAAGAUAUAUUAACAAAUUGUUUUUCACUAUUAUCAAAAAACAUUAAAAAUUUAAAAUGUAUAACAAAUGAUCAAAAUGAAAUAUUGACUCUAUUAAAAAUUUUAUAUCAAUUCAAAUUUUUAAAUAUAGAAAAGUUAUUAUUAAAAAUCAAUAAUACAACAUCAACACAAACAUUUACAAAUAAAUUUAUUCAAUCUAUAGAUCGGUUUAUGAUGAAAAUGUUUUUAGAUGAUAAAUAUGAUUUUAUGUAUAAAAUGAACGAUAACAAACAAUUAGUCUUAUUGUUUUAA